Ictalurus punctatus (channel catfish) is the source of this 3372-nucleotide messenger RNA. Its product is annotated as extracellular calcium-sensing receptor-like. Gene Ontology annotation, biological process: G protein-coupled receptor signaling pathway. The transcript is spliced from 9 exons. Gene Ontology annotation, cellular component: membrane. Gene Ontology annotation, molecular function: G protein-coupled receptor activity. The record is from RefSeq and is a predicted model, not a curated record. Lineage: Eukaryota; Metazoa; Chordata; Actinopteri; Siluriformes; Ictaluridae. Bases 1 to 3372 code for a protein of 1123 amino acids.
AUGACACAGCUGGUCCACCACGAGAUUAAGACCCGUCCGGGAGUGGUGGUAAGACCACGGCCUUAUUGUGUCCCAGAGACCCACCACAAGGCUAUCGAGGAGGAGCUCGGCUGGAUUCUGCGGGACAACAUCAUAGAGGAGUUCGCCAGCCCCUGGUCCAGACCCAUCAUAGUUGUGCCGAAGCCCAAUGGAAGUAUGCACCUCUGCAACGACUUCUGGAAGCUGAGUCAGGUCUCACAAUUUAACAGGUAUCCCCUUCCCCAGGUGGACAACCUAAUGGAGCGAUUGGGGAGGGCCUGGUUCAUAUCCACACUGGACCUAACAAAAGGUUACUGGCAAGUAGCACUGGCCCCAGAGGCAAGACCAAAGACAGCCUUCAGCAUGGUAAAUGGCCACUGGCAGUACCGGGUUCUCCCCUUCGGGCUACACGGAGUGCCCGCAAGGUUCCAGCGACUAAUGGACACUCCUCCACUUGGUCAGAUCACCUGUUCCACUGGGGGAGGUCCUGAAGGAGGUCCGGAAGGCUGGGAUGACAGCCAACCUCAAAAUGAGCCACCUGGGGCUAACCGAGAUCUCACGAAGAAGGGCCAGCCAGACUGGGUGAAAUGGUCUGAAGAGGCGGAGCGGGCAUUCCAAGCCCUGAAGGAUGCUCUCACCAGCGCCCCAGUACUGCGUAACCUGGACUUCACCCUUCCAUUCACACACCCGGUCCUCUUCAUCAGCAGGAAGCUGUCCCCAGCUGAGAGGAGAUAUGCUGCUGUGGAGAAAGAGGCCCUGGCAAUAAAGUGGGCCAUCGAGGAGCUGCGCUACUACCUGACCGUUCGGCACUUCAUUCUGGUUAUGGACCAUGUCCCACUGCAGUGGAUGGCCAUGGCCAAAGAUACUAAUGCCAGGGUAAUCCUGGCAAGGGGAGAAUAUUGCCAUAUUCUGGAAAACCCUGAACAUCCUCUGCUGUCUAAAGAUGGAGAUGUGAUAAUUGGAGGUAUCUUUUCAAUACAUGAUGGUACACAGGCUGGGUCAAUGCCAUAUACCGAAAAACCUCAUCCUUUAAUCUGCAUUAGAUUUAACCUCAGUGAAUUACGCCUUGCACAGACCAUGAUUUUUGCAAUUGAUGAAAUCAACAGAGACAACAGUUUGCUCCCAAAUAUCUCAAUUGGUUACAGGAUAUAUGACGUUUGUCUAUCAAGAUUGUUAUCUAUGAAAGCAGCUAUGGCUUUGAUGAAUGGUAUGGAAAUAACAGCAAAUGGUGAUUGCGCUGGACAAGCCGUAGUACAAGCCAUCAUAGGGGAGUCAGAGUCUACUCCUACUAUAGCACUUACAAAAACUACAGGGCCUUUUAAGAUCCCAGUGAUAAGUCAUGCUGCCACAUGUGACUGUUUGAGCAACAGAAAAGAGUACCCCUCUUUCUUCAGGACCUUAGCAAGUGACUACUACCAGAGCAGAGCACUGGUAUAUUUGGUCAAGCACUUUGGCUGGUCUUGGGUGGGAGCUGUGAACAGUGAUAAUGAUUAUGGCAACAGUGGAAUGGCCAUUUUUCUAAAUGCAGCCAAAGAGGAGGGAAUAUGUGUUGAGUACUCUGAGAAGUUUGACCGGUCAGAUACUGCAAAAAUCAUAAAAGUGGCUGACAUUAUUAAGACAGGCACAGCCAAAGUAAUUAUCAUAUUUCUUGCCCACUUUGAUAUGAAAAUUCUAAUAAACCAGCUUAUUCUAAAAAAUGUCACUGGCUACCAGAUAAUUGGUGUUGAGGGAUGGAUUACUAAUGUUAAUCUAGUAACACCAGCAAGUUACAACAUAUUGUCUGGAUCCAUUGGUUUUGCUAUAGGAAAACUGAACAUUGGUGGUUUUGCUGACUAUGUUGUUAAUGAAUUUUGGCAAACCGCAAUCCCUUGCUUGCAUACUGAGGGAAACAUUUCUCAGACUGAAAACAACUGCAGCAAAUAUAAAGAUAUUAUUCAAUUUAAAAACUACAAUGAAGAUGUAUCUGAACUGAGGGCUGCAAAUAACCUGUACAAUGCAGUUUAUGCUGUGGCACAUUCUUUACACAGUCUGUUGAGGUGCACGGAAAACCAAAGUUGUGAGAAAGACAAAACAAUACAACCAUGGCAGGUUGUUGAGUCUCUAAAAAAAGUAAAUUUUACCAGCAAAUUAGGAGACCACAUUUUGUUCGACAGCACUGGAGCAACAGCGGCAAAGUAUGAUGUGGUGAACUGGCAACGAGGGAUCAAUGGAGAAGUGCAGUUUAAGGUUGUGGGCUAUUAUGAUGCCUCUUUGCCAAGUGGACAACAAUUUGUCCUAAAUUCUGAAGAUAUAAUCUGGGCUGGAGAGAAAGUAGAGAAGCCCAGGUCUGUGUGCAGUGAGAGCUGUCCUCCAGGAACCAGAAAAGCUGCACAGAAAGGAAGGCCUGUCUGCUGUUAUGACUGUAUACCAUGUGCUGAGGGAGAGAUCAGUAACCAGACAGAUUCAAAUAACUGUGAGCAGUGUCCAGGAGAAUUUUGGUCUAAUGCUGACAGAGAUAAAUGUGUGUUAAAGGUCAUAGAGUUUCUUUCAUUUACAGAGGUUAUGGGGAUAGUACUGGUAGUAUUUUCUUUAGUUGGAGCGGCAUUAACUGUGUUAGUAGCCAUUUUAUUUCUAACAGCAAAGGACACUCCCAUUGUUAAGGCCAACAACUCUGAGCUGAGUUUCCUUCUGCUGUUCUCUCUGACUCUGUGUUUCCUCUGUUCAAUUACUUUCAUUGGACAGCCCUCUCAGUGGUCCUGUAUGUUGCGACACACAGCAUUUGGGAUCACCUUUGUCCUCUGUAUCUCCUGUGUACUGGGGAAAACAGUGGUUGUACUAAUGGCAUUCAGGGCUACACUUCCAGGCAGUAAUAUCAUGAAAUGGUUUGGACCUCCACAGCAGAGAUUCAGUGUACUUGCCUUCACUCUCAUACAAGUUCUUAUUUGUGUGCUUUGGUUAACAGUUUCUCCUCCUUUUCCAUACAAGAACAUGAACUACUACAAGGAAAAGAUCAUAUUAGAAUGUAACUUGGGCUCAGCUAUAGGUUUCUGGGCCGUGCUGGGUUAUAUUGGAAUUCUUGCUUUCUUGUGCUUUGUUUUGGCUUUUCUAGCUAGAAAGCUGCCAGAUAAUUUUAAUGAAGCUAAAUUCAUCACAUUCAGCAUACUCAUAUUCUGUGCUGUGUGGAUCACCUUUAUUCCAGCUUAUGUCAGCUCUCCUGGAAAAUUUACUGUAGCCGUGGAGAUAUUUGCUAUUCUGGCCUCCAGUUUUGCUCUACUAUUCUGUAUAUUUACACCUAAAUGUUAUAUUAUUUUGUGUAAACCUGAAUUAAACACAAAGAAAAGUAUGAUGGGUAAAAUGGCAUCUAAAUCACUUUAA